ACAGAAGUCAGGCUGGGUAUUAAGCCCUGGAAUGAGGGUGUAACCGGUUCAGCAAAUGACAGUCACACAAAGGUGGUGCUUUAGGCGAUGCCAACUAAGUUGUGUGUCUUCGGAAGGGUAGAGAAUGGGAGGAACUGAUUUCUUGACCUGGCUGUUAGUCACAGCUGACUAAUGUGUGCGUCUGUGUGUCAGGAGGGUGGGAGAGAAGGAACAGUGAGAAUGCUGGACGGCUACUUUCCCUCUUGCCGCGUGAAUGCCUCCUCUCUCCACAAAGGCUCCUUGCCAGAAGAGUGACAAAUACUUCCGCCUGCAGACUCUCCAAUGCACUCCUAACCUGUGGCUGCAGAGUGGCAGCGGGACAGAUACUACUGCAAGUGUAUGAGUUACUAUCAGGUUCUGAUAGAGAUUACAUUGUGCAAAAAAAGGGGGAGAGAAACAGAAGCCAACCAACCCCACUAAUCGGGUCUACACACCUGUGGAUUUCUCUGGCGGUCUUCCUGGAGGGGCAAAAAGAAGGAUGAGCAUUUCCUCGGAACCCAAAUCCUUCCCGAAACAAAACGUGAACAGUCUCCAAACGCAAGUCGUAGAGCUGAACGUCGGUGGGGAGAUGUUCACGACCACCUUGAGCACCUUGAAGAAACAUCCUGGCUCCAAACUGGCUGAGAUGUUUGCCGGCGGCCAGUCCAAACUUCGCACUGACUCCAAAGGGAGAUACUUCAUUGACCGUCCCGGCACUUAUUUCAAGUACGUCUUGGAAUACCUGCGGAGCAACCAGGUUCCCAAUCAAUGCUUCCAGGAGGUCUACAAGGAAGCCCUCUUCUACGACAUCCAGCCGUUGAUCAAGCAGCUGGAGGAUUCCCCUCCGAUCUUCGGGGAGUUGGUGGCCAGGAAACAGUUCCUCGCCAGAGUUCCCAGCUACACCGAGAACAUUGAGCUGAUGAUCCGCAUUGCCCGGGCCGAAGCGGUGGCCGCCCGCCGAUCCAACGUCAUGGUCUGUGCGGUGAAGACGGAGGAGGACCUCGCCCGGUGCCACGACACCUUCAACAGUUUGGACACGUACAAGAAGUCCGUGGUCAGGUUUGGUCCCUGGAACGCCUCACCCAGCAUCUCCGAUCUGCUGGACUGCAUCAAAAUGGACAUAGAAGCCAAAGGUUACCAGAUCACUUUCCAGGCCUACACUAUGGAGAAAGGCUUCCGCUUCAAAUCCAAUGACUUUUUCUACAGGUUUGCCUUCACUUGGUGGUAGCAGAAAAGCCAAUACAGUCAGGCCUCCCUAUUCAUUGAGAUUAGGGAUCUCUACGGGUGCAACUACAGUACACUGUAGAAUUAAUGUAGUUUGAUAGCACUUUAACUGCCAUGGCUCAUUGCUAUGAAAUCAUGGUUAUGAAAUCAUGGAGCCACAGUGGCGCAAUGGGUUAAACCCUUGUGCCGGCUGGACUGCUGACCUGAAGGUUGGGAUGCUGACCUGUAUUGCGCCAAAUUGCUAUGUGUGUGUGUGUAAAGAAAUCCUUGAAAAAGUUGUUUGCAAGGGAACUCUGCAAAAGAGCUCAGCUUUGCAGAGGCAAAGCCACGCCUAAAACAAUGUAUCUGUUUGCUGGCAGGUGGCUGAGAUUGUCAGUUGGGAAUUUGAGCUUCAAGAGAGAGCACAGGAAAGAAAUGCUCUGUAGCUACGGUCAAGUAGUAUUUUGAAUGUGCUAUGCUGUAUAUAUUUGAUGCUGAUUGAUUAGUUAUUGAUCUUAUGCAACUACAUGGACAUUGUACGAUUGCAGAACUGUUUGAUUUCAACUCAACAAGCAAGAGUAAAGUUUCCUUUGUUCUUUUAAAUUCCUCUGCCUGGUCUGAGUCUUUUGCACAUGGUGUUAACUGGACGCUACUGAUUCCGCUAUACUCUCACCUGGUAACAACCUGAAGGUUGCCAGUUUGAAGAUGAGAUGGGGUGAGCUCCCGUCUGUCAGCUCUAGCUUGCAGGGACAUGAGAGAAGCCUCCCAGGAGGAUCGUAACACAUCUGCGCGUCCCCUGGACAACGUCUCUGUAGACGACCAAUUCUCUCACACCAGAAGCGACUUGCAGUAUGUUCUUAAGUUGUUUCUGACAUGAUAAAAAUUGGCACGAAUAGUUCAGUGAGGCACCAGCACUCUUUGACAGAGAAGGCUAAUAAAGACCUUGUGGAACUUCAACUUCCAGGAUUCCAUAGCAUUCAGCCAUGGCAGUUAAAGUGGUAUCAAACUGCAUUAAUUUUACAAUGUAGAUGCAGCCUAGAUCCUUCAAUGCAACUUUUGGCAGAUGUUAAUCAUAGAGUCGCAUUGUCGAACCUGGAAACGUUAAUUUGCUCUACAUGUUUGAAGAAUCUGUUCGGCAUCCAUAUGUUUUUGGAUUGCAGCUCCCAGCCUUCCUCACCACUGGUUUUGCUUCCUAGGGCUGCUGGGAGUUCCAGUCCAAUAAUAUAUGGAAAGCAAUAAGAUUCUUGGGGCUGGGCUGUGGUGCAGGCUGUUGAGCAGCCUGCUGCAAUAAAUCACUCUGAACAUGAGGUCAUGAGUUCAAGGCCAGCCCGUGGUGGGGUCCCGUCAAUUAAAAAUUAAAAAUAGCCCCUGCUCAUUGCUGACCUAGCAACCCGAAAGAUAGUUGCAUCUAUCAAGUAGGAAAUAAGGUACUACUUAUAAAAGUGAGGAGGCAAGUUUAACUAAUUUAUGAUGUUGGAAUGAGGAAGUGCCGUCAGAGUGGAUGAUGAAGCAGCUGCUUCCCCUGUGGCCAGAAUCGAACAUCCCCUCAGAAGAAGGUUAAAUUGCCUCUGCGUCUGUCUGUCUCGGUCUCUGUUUGAUGUGUUUAUGGGCAUUGAAUGUUUGCCCUAUGUGUGUAUAAUGUGAUCCGCUCUGAGUCCCCUUCGGGGUGAGAAGAGCGGAAUAUAAAUACUGUAAAUAAAUAAAUAAAUAAAUUCUGA
This is a messenger RNA of Anolis carolinensis (green anole), 2939 nucleotides long. RefSeq names its product potassium channel tetramerization domain containing 14 (gene kctd14). Gene Ontology annotation, molecular function: protein binding. Gene Ontology annotation, biological process: protein homooligomerization. Bases 518 to 1246 code for a protein of 242 amino acids. The transcript has 2 exons. The record is from RefSeq and is a predicted model, not a curated record. NCBI's taxonomy places the organism in Eukaryota, Metazoa, Chordata, Lepidosauria, Squamata, Anolidae.